This is a messenger RNA of Nothoprocta perdicaria, 6678 nucleotides long. It is a transcript of the gene ZGRF1, whose product is annotated as zinc finger GRF-type containing 1. Gene Ontology annotation, molecular function: helicase activity; zinc ion binding. The transcript is spliced from 29 exons. Gene Ontology annotation, biological process: double-strand break repair. Gene Ontology annotation, cellular component: site of double-strand break; nucleus. The record is from RefSeq and is a predicted model, not a curated record. Lineage: Eukaryota; Metazoa; Chordata; Aves; Tinamiformes; Tinamidae. Bases 117 to 6593 code for a protein of 2158 amino acids.
GUGGCGGGAAAGGUUCGAAGGCGCGGACCGAGGGAGCGGGCGGGCGGCUGUUGACAGGCUAUAUGAAGAUAUGAAUAUUCACAAAAUAAACUGUUGGAUGACUGUUUUGCCAAACAAUGACUUCUCAAGAAUUUACUGUAUUAUACACUCACCAAAAAAUGAAGAAAUCAAAAACGUGGCAAGAUGGAAUUCUGAGGAUUAGAACUGGAGGAAAUAAGGCAGUCUUGUUUGAUGAUAAAGGACAAUGUUUGGAGAGCAUAUUUGUAAAGUCUCAGUUGAAUGCUGGAGAUAAUUUGGAAAGUGAACGCUAUCUGAUCACUAUUGAAGCAGUAACACUGGAUGAAAAAUCUUCGAAAGAUCAGCCGAGGAAAGCAGAAAUUCCAGCAGUGAAUAACAGUGUUGUAAAGCCUCUAAGACACUUGCCUGUUGGGUUGAAAAGGAAGUUUACAGGCUUCCAAGUGCCACGCCAGGUUGAAAAGAAAAUAUUGACRGAGGAAGAUGAAGGAAAAGCACCUGUACUGCCUUUAUCCGAGCAGUGUCAGGGUUCUUUUCCGUCUCAGUUUUAUAUCACCUCUCCCUUAUUUUCUACGAUUUGCAAGAAGGAUACACAUGCAAAUAUACCUACCGACUUUCAUGAAGAGGUCUAUACAAACAGUGAUAAAGAACAUACAUCUUUCCCCUCACUSUUUUCUGCUCCUUUUCUUGAUACGGGUAAAGAUACAGAGCAGAGGAACUCUGAUGAGUCUGUUGUGAAACCAGAGYAUUCUGCAAUUACAGAGCACACCAAGACAACCAGUCAUGUGGCUGUGUCACAGAACAUCAGGAGCACGGCACAGAUAAUAGCUCUUUUGAAAUCCAAGCCAGCACAACCAUGCAGAGAGCAAGCAACUUCCGCCGUCACAGAGUGUCAUCCCAGGUUUCACAUGUCAGACAACAUAGGUGGUGGCAAUAACAGAAAUAGGACAACUUUACMCAGCUUUUCAGGCAACCCUGACAUAGGACUUGAUCAAAAUAUUCAGCAGCAGUGUUUUACAGAGGAAACUGAAAGUGAUAAAAGGGGAUGGCAUGCUGAAAUGCUGCUAAAUUCAGCUGAACAACCUUGUGAUGAAGAAGUUGUGAGACAAACACCUGACAGAAAGGCAGAUAACUUAAGUCAAGUCUUACAAGAGCACUUCAAUACAAAGACUUUGCACCCUGGAAAAAUGUGUACCUGUACGAAUGUAACAGACUGCAAAGGGGAAUGUAAUUGUGAUAGAGAAAGAUAUCGAGAACCCUCAUUUUCCAGCAGUGAAGGGGGACCUACGCUGUUAUCAAUUCACAGAUGUGCUGCCAAUGACCAACUAAAUUGCUUCCUCUCUGAAGCCAGCAUAGGCAAAAUGAGUGACAGUCAGUUUAGCUCAUCCUUAAGUGAUAUUUCUUACUCUGCAAGUCCAGCAGAGUCCACUGCCCUUGAAAUAAAUCCCUCCACAUCUGGGAAGCAUUCAGUGAUCAGUGGUCUUACAGAAUCACAAAAUGAACUCCAGCCAAGGCAAAAUUCAGAAAUACAAUCUAGUAAGUUGGAACUCUCUGCAGGUAUGGCAUUGAGUGAACUUCAAGCUGUAGAAGAGGAAUCAGGUACCUGUGACAGAGACAGUGGUCCAGACGAACAGGUGAUGGAAGUUAACUUCAAUUUAUUGGAGGCUUUUGAUUUUAAUGACUCGGACAAUAAGGACCUGUGUGAAAGAGAUGCAGAAGAGCUUGGUGAAAAAGCUGCGCUUUCACAAGGUUCAUCUUGUUUAAAUGAAAAAGACGAAGCACAAACCGUUGAAUUGAGACUUCAUUCUUCCUAUAAAGUAACAUCACACAGCAAAAACAAAGAAGUACAAGGUUUCCCAUUUGACGGAGAGACUGAUGGCAGCCUCUCUACGGGAGAUAUAUCACUGYUCCCUCGUGAUAACAAUGUUGGUGACACUGGGAGAGCUGCAGAAGACUCAGUAAGCCUCACCAGAAUUGAAAUGGAAUUUUCGGAGGGUGAAAACAAAACAAAACAAAUUAAGGAAAGUCAGUUAAMUAUUGAAGCUAGGACUUCUCAGAAGGACCUUGAUGGCUGUGCAGAAAAUACCAUUAUUGACAAGCCCAUAAAAGGCAAGGACAGUAAUUCAUGCAUUUCUGCCAGCGGAAUGAUUUCUGCCAUGGGCAAAAGAACAGAAGAUCUUUUACCACUUGGAUACACAAAAUCCCAAUACACAGAUUUAGAACAUUCCCAGGGUACUAGUAAUGGUGACAUUACACCAGGUACUCCAUUCCCAGCUUUGUCACAAGUAUCUGAUGUUUCUUGUCGCUCACUCAAACAUAGUGCAGAGGACCAGCAAAAUUUAUUUGACAUUUCUUGUAAGGAAGAUACUGUAAUUUCCACAAGUACCAUCUGUCUCUUAGGAAAAGGCCAUUUGUCUCCAGAGGAAACAGAAAUAGGUGAAACUGAGUUUGAAAAUAUAGAGAGCAUAAGUUCCCUUCAUGAUGCCUGCGAAGGUGAAAGAAUAGGGAUGGACUGCCUGAAAAGCACAGCAUUUGUUGAAAAAUCAUCAGAACUUCCUGAUUUGGUAAACAAUAUCGCUCUCUUAAGARCUUUGACUGAACAUAGCACAGCAUUAGAAAGCUUACAAAAGAUACAGGAAAAUAGUAGCUUACUAUAUGAAGCAGAGACUUUUAAAGAGAUAUUUGAACCCCUUGUAAAAGAUGAAGCUGUAAAACAAUUAACAGAAAUACCUUACCUGGGAAGUAGAGAUACACCUGCUUGUUCAUAUUUGGAUUCUCCCAAGCUUAUGCCCCRCUGCGUGGACUACAUGUUACAGAAAAGUGAAGCAUCUGUUCUACCAACARCACUGGACCAAGGAGACGCUAGGAGCCUUGAUGGCCAACCACAGCUUGUUGAGUUUCAAGGACACAGAGUAAAAGGGUCAGCAACUAGAGAGAUAAUGCUGAGAGCUCCCCGCCCAGUGCUAGGAUGGCAACAGGACCCAGAUACUGUGGAGUUUGCAGCUGAGAGAUUUUCUGUUUCACCUCUGUUUCCAAGCAGUUAUAUUCUUUCUGACUGCAGACAGUCUCCACAUUCAAGAAAUUGUCAUGAAUAUGAUACCAGUAUGACUGGAGAAGGGCAUUUUCAAACAAAGUCUAACRUUAUUAAGGAGGCAAUAGUGGCUGAAACCCCCUUAGCACUGAGCGUAGGUGCUGAGGUUCCCAAAUGGAUUGUGUCGGGCGCAGCCUCGCAUUCUGAUSUGGAGCAAAUGCCUUGGACUUCCUGGGAACUUUACAAGACGAUGCCAUCCGAACAACCGACUUUCUCACUUAAUUCAGACUGUCCAAUUUCUCCAUCUUCAAGAAAGGAGGAAACUAUGGAAGACAUYCAGGAGGUCCUGUCAGACAGGAUGUUACCAACUAACACAGAACUUUCAGAAUGCUUCUUCACACAGGAGGAACCCAGCUACGCAGAAGAGCGCAACGUCUCGAGACUGAAAGCCGCAGUUAAAGCCCGAGCCCCGCUUGUCACUGUUCCUGCCACCGGGAAGGUUCCUGGCACAGAAGUUUAUCUAAGGGACUGCGAGGGGCUGCAGCAAUCUGCUGGAUCUUUGGUAGUCAAUUUGUGCAACAGGUCAGCAGUGUUUCCUAUCGGUGCUUUUGGCCCYGAGGACAGGAAUUAUGAAACCUCGCUGUUUGAGGAGUACACAGAACACGAACAAAAGGAGUCCCUACAUCCAAUGUUUCCUAAUGUGACUUCACAAUUUAGACAAAGCAAGUGGCUCAAAUACCAAAACAGUGCUCAGUGUGACUYGAUAACUCAAAACAGCGGUGAUGUGGAAGUGACUGAUGAUAUCUGGGCAGAGAACAUCCUUGGAAUGCCAGCGGGUGACACAGGAGAGAGCCAGCGCAGCGCCGUGAGUAAAAGCGCUCCCGGCUCUGUGCCUCUGCGCACGGAAAAGCGCGUGGAUGGAAAGCGCUCUGCAAAUGACCAGGACAGAGAUUUAAUUUCAGAGAGGAAGUUACUUUCUCUGCACUUAAGUCRGGCUCCUUUAGCUGAAGCAACACAAAAGGUGUUAAGUCAUCUGAGCUGCCGCACUGUAACGGGAGAAGGCCAGGACAUAACAGUUUCUGAGUUGUCCUUUCCUAGUGUGGAUAAAGUGAAAAAUACUAAUCUUCCCAAAAGGAAGAUUGCUAUUCCAUCUGCUUUUCAGUCUCAUGUUCAUUACAAACAGAUUUUUACAGCUGCUUUGACAGAGCAUUUAAACAUAAUUCUAUUUGAGCUGUCACAAAGGUUACACAAGGCUCUUUCCAAAGUGGAUAUAUCAUUUUACACUUCAUUCAAAGAUGGGCAAAAUGAGAGCCAAGCAAGCCACGUUCCCCUGUGCAAUCACAUGCUUCCUGCUAAGCUCACUGUGGUUAAAAAAGAAGGUCAGAACAAGGGUCGUUUGUUCUAUAGCUGUGAUGCUCCAAAAGCUGAACGGUGUGCAUUUUUCAGAUGGAUAGAAGAGGUGAACCAAGGAGAGAGAAAAUCCAGACCCACUGUAGUGCUUCAUGAUAUAAAAAGUGUUGGGGCGUACCUCAGAAGUCAAAAGAUUUCCCUCUAUGAGGGAUGCCAGCUUUUGGUGAGGAAAGCUUUUGAAAUUCAAACAAAACAGUUUAAUAAGUUGAAGAAAUUUAUGAAUACUCACGCCAAUUUCGAAGGGGAUUCCAAGCGCAAAUUAUACCUCAAGCUGAGCAGRAAGGAGCAUUCUUCUACCUAUAGUAAAGAUGACAUCUGGGUUAUUUCAAAGACUCUAAACUUUGAUCCCCUGGACACUUUCAUUGCAAGUAGCGCUUUCUUCGGACCAUCAUCCAACAAUGAAGUGGAAUUACUGCCUCUGAAGGGCUAUAGUCCCUCAAACUGGCAAACGAAUACGCUUGUUCAUGCCUUGCUGGUAUGUAAUGCUAGCAGUGAGCUGACGUCCUUAAGAAAUAUGGAGGAGUUCUUCAAUCCAGCUACUCUGCCACUACUACCGUAUCUCCUAAAAAUGAAUUCUGAUUCUGAAAAGGCUAAUAAGAAAGUGAACAAAGGAAAAUUCAUUCCUCCAGCCUUAAACCUGAAAUGCAGAAUGAUGCGUGGGCUUGUCAGCCCCGAAAUAGCAAUGGAACUAGCCAGAAAGAUGAUCCAGACAUUCUCUUUGAACCCGGAUCAAGCUGCAGCACUGAUUCAGAUAGCUGGCAUGAUGACAGUGGCAGAACAGCAGAUCUUCCCCAUCACAAUCAUACGUGGUGUUUUCGGAGCUGGAAAGAGCUAUUUGCUGUCUGUAGUGAUCUUGUUCCUAGUGCAGCUCUCUGAAAGCAGUGAAGCAAAGGAAAGCCGUAGGCCAAUUCCAUGGAAAUUUCUGAUUGCCUCUUCCACCAAUGUUGCUGUUGACAGGAUACUGCUUAGUCUACUUGAUCUUGGAUUUGAGRGUUUUAUCAGAGUUGGAAGUAUUAGGAAAAUUGCCAAACCAAUUCUUCCCUACAGCUUACAUGCAGGCUCAGGAAAUGAAAAUGAACAAUUAAAAGAACUGCUUGCUCUCAUGAAAGAAGAUUUAACUCCAGCUGAAAGAAUUUAUGUGAGGAAGAGCAUUGAGCAACAUAAACUAGGGACCAACAAGGCUGCUUUGGAACAGGUGAAAGUUGUUGGAGUGACCUGUGCUGCCUGCCCAUUCUCCUGUAUGAGUACCCUUCAGUUUCCCGUGGUGGUGCUGGAUGAGUGCAGUCAGAUGACCGAACCUGCUUCUCUCCUUCCUAUUGCAAGGUUUCAAUGUGAAAAGCUAGUCCUUGUUGGAGACCCCAAGCAACUGCCACCAACUGUUCAAGGGUCUGACAGUGCUCAUGAGAAGGGCUUGGAGCAGACUCUGUUCGAUCGGCUCUCCUUAAUGGGACAUAAAGCAGUACUGCUUCGGACACAGUACCGAUGUCACCCUGCUAUCAGUGCUAUAGCCAACGAGCUCUUCUAUGGAGGAAGUCUGAUAAAUGGWGUUUCAGAGGAAGACAGAAGUCCUCUGUUGGACUGGCUCCCAACACUCUCUUUUUAUAGUGUUAAUGGGGUGGAGCAAAUUGAGAGAGAKAACAGCUUCUAUAACAUGGCAGAAGCUCAUUUUACAGUUAAGCUAAUCCAGUCUCUGAUUGCAAGUGGAAUAGAAGGAUCUGCAAUUGGUGUGAUUACUCUUUAUAAAUCACAGAUGUGCAAGGUUCAGAACUUGCUUUGCAGUCCGCACUCCGAGGCCCUGGAAAUGAAAGCYGUGCAGGUGUCCACUGUAGAUGCCUUCCAGGGAGCUGAGAAGGAGAUCGUCGUUUUGUCGUGCGUGAGAACAAGACAAGUUGGAUUCAUAGAUUCAGAAAAGAGAAUGAACGUUGCACUGACGAGAGCAAAAAGGCAUUUGUUGAUCGUUGGAAACCUGGCCUGUUUAACCAAGAACAGACUGUGGGGAAGAGUAAUCAAUCACUGCAAAGGAUGGGAAAACGGAUUACAACAUGCAAGCCACUGUGAGCAGCAGCUAAACAGCAUUCUUCAGUGUUAUUUGGAGAAAAAGAGUGAAGAGGAAAACGAUAAGAAAAAGGAAAAAUAAAAUGUGUGUGUAUUUUUAUGUCUUGAAACUGUAACUUGUGUGUUCAUAAAAACCACUAGAAUUCUUGGAGCCAAUGUAGUGUUUG